Cajanus cajan (pigeon pea) is the source of this 3254-nucleotide messenger RNA. RefSeq names its product putative inactive leucine-rich repeat receptor-like protein kinase At3g03770. Gene Ontology annotation, molecular function: ATP binding; protein kinase activity; protein binding. Gene Ontology annotation, biological process: protein phosphorylation. The record is from RefSeq and is a predicted model, not a curated record. NCBI's taxonomy places the organism in Eukaryota, Viridiplantae, Streptophyta, Magnoliopsida, Fabales, Fabaceae.
UCCAGGCUGUUCCUGUUCCCUUCCUUAUUAGUGACUCUUCCCAAAGUCUCCUCAACCAUGCCACUGGUCCCAUCAUUCUCUCAUUCAUUGCAAGUAGUUAGCCAGAGUGACUGAAGCCACUUCUCACCAUGCAUUAAUUGUCUCUUGCAGUUACUGUGCCUUGUUAAUGUUCCAUCGUACUAUGCUAUUUUCAAUUACCUCCUAUCUCAUUUACCACUCCUCAUUCAAUGCCUUUCUUUCAUUGAAGCAGUAUUUCACACUGUUAUGUAAUGCCCCUCCUCAUUUUUUUGUUACACUUCCCAAAGUGUUGUCCCUCACUCUAUCCUAUGCUAUUGCUUCCUAGGGGUGUGUGUCAUUCUUAGUUUUCCUUCUUUUAUGUUCUGUGCUUCCUGAGCUUCACUUAAGGGUCCAUGUUCCUUUUUCUUCAUUAAGGACUUCUUUAAUGCCUUGCUUGAGAAAUGAGAGAGUUUUUCUUACUUUUGGUGAAUGAAAUAACAACGGCUACUUGGAUAUCUAAGGUGUGCUUUCUCUCUCUGAAUUUGGUAGCCAAGUUUGAGGUUCACCUUCUCCAAAUAUUGUGCCUAAUGCUCAAAGUUUGUUCAAUGAGAUAUUUUUACCUCUAUCUUGUGGUUCUUACAUGGUUUUUGUCCAUCCCUAGUACCCAUGAACUACAACUUGCUCAGACUCAAGUUCUGUUACAGUUAAGGAAGUAUCUGGAGUACCCUACAUCUCUGCUAAUGUUGGAAAAUUACUAUGGAGACCUUUGUAGCCUUCCUGCAUCUGCAAAUGUGGCCAUUAAAUGUGAGGGUAAUUCAGUAAUUGAGCUUAAAAUUAUGGGAGAUAGAGUUGUGAAGGUUGACAAGUUCAAUGGAUAUGCAGUCCCCAAUAAGACACUGUCAGUGAGCUUCUCUAUUGAUUCUUUUGUCACCACAUUGACCAGGUUAACCAACUUAAGGGUCCUUAGAUUGGUGUCCUUGGGGAUUUGGGGGCCACUUCCUGAUAAAAUUCAUAGGCUGUCUUUGCUUCAAGUUUUGGAUUUGAGCUCAAAUUUCUUAUAUGGUUCAGUGCCACCAAGAGUGUCUACUAUGGUCAAGCUUCACACACUGACGCUAGAUGGCAAUUAUCUGAAUAGCACAAUGCCUGAUUGGCUUGGUUCUUUGUCUAACUUAAAUGUCUUGAGUUUGAAGAGCAACCACUUAAAGGGUUCAUUCCCCUCCUCACUAUGCAAGAUUAGUAGCCUUGCUGAUAUUUCCUUGUCCCACAAUAACUUGUCUGGUGCAUUGCCUGAUCUCACUGCUCUCUCUAGCCUACAUGUACUUGAUUUAAGAGAAAAUCAUUUAGAUUCUGAACUGCCACUGAUGCCUAAAGCAGUGGUCACAAUUCUGCUAAGCAAAAAUUCUUUUUCAGGUGAGAUACCAAAUCAGUUUGGUGAAUUAGAUCAGCUUCAACAUCUAGAUCUUUCAUCAAAUCAUCUCAGUAGGAUGCCCCCAAAUGCCUUGUUCUCUUUGCCAAACAUUAGCUAUUUGAAUUUAGCCAGCAAUGAGUUAAGUGGACCCCUUCCACACGAUUUAAAAUGUGGUAGCAAACUUGGGUUUGUGGAUAUAUCUAGUAACAAGUUAAAAGGUGAACUUUCUUCUUGCUUGAUUCGUACUUCGGGUAGAAUAGUUGUUAAGUAUGGUGGAAACUGUUUAUCAGUUGAUUCUCAACCUCAGCGGCGAGGGACUUAUUGUAAAGAAUCAAGCUCAGGAAGGAAGAACUUCUUGAACUGGAAAAUAGCUGCAGCAGUUGCCAUGAUUAUUGUAAUUAUUCUUGUACUUUCAGCCUUAGGAGUUUUGUUUUAUAGAAAAUAUCAUUCAAGGGAAAUGUAUAAUAGGCAUGAGAUGUUGCUAAAGGCUGUUCAAGAUAACUCAACGACAGGAGUUUCUUCUGAACUCCUUGCUAGUGCUAGGUUCAUUUCUCAAGUAGCGAAGCUAGGGACCCAAGCUACUCCUACCUGUAGACAGUUUUCAAUUGAAGAGUUGAAGGAAGUCACUAGAAACUUUGAUUUGUCAACUUAUAUUGGUGAAGGAUCCUUAGGAAAGAUGUACAAAGGUAAACUAGAGAAUGGAUCCUAUGUGGCGAUACGAUGUCUAGCUCUGUCAAAGAAAUGCUCAAUGCAAAAUCUUAAAGCUCGGCUGGAUUUACUAUCAAAACUUCACCAUCCAAAUUUGGUUAGCCUUUUGGGUCAUUGUAUUGAUGGUGAUGGACAAGAUGAUUCUAGUGGCCUCAAACUUCAUCUUGUAUAUGAGUAUGUGCCAUAUGGGAAUUAUCAUACCUAUAUGUCAGAGAAGGCACUAAAGUGGUCUGAAAGAUUAGCAAUUUUAAUUGGAGUUGCCAAAGCUGUGCACUUUUUACAUACUGGAGUUAUACCGGGUUGUUUUAGAAACCAACUAAAGGCACACAAUGUUUUACUUGAUGAACAUCACAUUCCCAAACUAAGUGACUAUGGCAUGUCCAUGAUCUCUGAGGAGAUCGAAUACCUUGAGGUAAAGGGAGAGAAUCCAAAAUCAUGCCAAAGAGAAAAGUUAGAAGAUGAUGUCUAUAAUUUUGGAUUAAUAUCGUUUGAAUCACUUGUUGGACCCAUAGCAAGUGAGAAAGGAGUGGAAUUUUUUCUCCAUGAUAAGGUAUCAUUUGACAGUCAAGAUGGUAGAAACAAAAUAGUGGAUCCAGUAGUGUUGAACACUUGCUGUCCAGAGUCAUUAUCAAUUGCAAUAUCAAUCACAACCAAAUGCCUUUCCCCAGAAUCCUCAUCUCCUCCCUCUUUUGAGGAUGUCUUAUGGAACUUACAGUAUGCAGCUCAAGUCCAGGCCAUAGCAGAUGCAGACCAAAAAUCAGAUUCUACAACAUCCUAGGUACAAGUUUGUAGGAAACACAAAACUAAAGCUUCAAGUUCUUCAUUCCUUUUCCAACAAUGCAGCAGAUAAAGAAAGCAGGGAUUGUCACUAGGGUCUAUGAACUAAAAUCACAACCUCUAACUAAUGUGAAUCUUCAUGGUAAAAUGUAAAUGUAUAUUUGUUAACACAGUUUUCUUCAUUUUUGUUUUUCUUCUAGAAUUUUUUGUAGGGUAGACUGGCUAGGAUUCAUACACCUUGGAAAGGAAGUGACUAUUAUGGUAACACUUUAGGUCAAUGAAGUAAAUCAUGAACUUGACUAACUUCUUCUAUGUAGAACUCUACUUGAAAGGCAUCGAGUGAGGUUGUGAAUUUUGCUUUCAA